Messenger RNA from Solanum verrucosum, 1357 nucleotides. RefSeq names its product mitochondrial import inner membrane translocase subunit TIM50-like. The record is from RefSeq and is a predicted model, not a curated record. NCBI's taxonomy places the organism in Eukaryota, Viridiplantae, Streptophyta, Magnoliopsida, Solanales, Solanaceae. The transcript has 10 exons. Bases 90 to 1169 code for a protein of 359 amino acids. Gene Ontology annotation, molecular function: phosphoprotein phosphatase activity.
AACUACAAAUAUAAAAAAGUCAAAUCCAAAUACCCUACUUCUUUCUUCUCUGUAAAGAGGGUUCCUCUUCUUCAGCUUAAACCCUAGCAAUGUCUGCUAUUGCUCGAUCGAAAUCGCGCAUUUUCUCCAUAAUUUCAAGGAGUAAUCGGCGAUUUUCUUCAACUGUAGCUUCAGAACCUCCAAAGGAACCGAUAAUUUCAUCGUCUUCUCUGCUCAAAGAUCAGGCUCCGCCAUCUCAGAAUCUUCCUCCUCCUACGGAAUCUUCUGUAGCUGAGAAGAAAUCAUGGAGUUUUCUCAAGUAUAGUGUUAUUGCUGCUGUUACCGGUGGUGUUGCCACAGCUGGUUACGCUACCUACGCAUACACAACGGAUGAAAUUGAGGAUAAGACCAAAAGUUUGCGUGAAUCUGCGAAAUAUGCUGUUGGAGAUGAUGCAUCUGCUUUGGAUAAAUUUCAAGCUUUACUAUACUCCUCGGCGAUGACAGUGCCUGCCAAGUUAGUUGAGUUAUACAUUGAGCUAAGGCGGUUGACAGAAGAUCAAGUUCGAGGUUUUAGUGAACCAACAUCAGACAAGCUCCUGCCAGAUUUGCACCCACUUGAGCAGCAUGUCUUCACUCUUGUUCUUGAUCUUAGUGAAACAUUGAUAUACUCUGAUUGGAAGCGUGACAGAGGCUGGAGAACAUUCAAAAGACCUGGGGUUGAGGAUUUUUUGGAAUAUUUGGCUCAAUAUUUUGAGAUCGUUGUAUACUCUGAUCAACUAAGCAUGUAUGUUGAUCCUGUUAUCGAAAGAUUGGAUCCAAAGCACUGCAUCCGGUACAGGCUAUCAAGAGGUGAUACUAGAUAUGUUGAUGGCAAGCAUUUCAGAGAUCUUUCCAAGUUGAAUCGGGAUCCCUCAAAGAUAAUAUAUUUGAGUGGACAUGCACUAGAAAGUAGCCUACAGCCAGAAAAUUGCUUAGAAAUAAAACCAUGGAAAGGAGAGGCUGACGAUACUGUGCUUUUGGAUCUUAUUCCAUUUCUUGAAUACGUUGCUAAACACAGGCCAGGUGAUAUCCGAGCUGUAUUAGCUUCAUACCAAGGAUGUGAUAUUCCUAAAGAGUUCGUUGAGCGAUCCAAAGAGCACCAAAGGCGUAUUCAAGAGCAAAAGCAGCAUGGUCGAUUAUGGCGCCGCUAGAGAUAUGAGUUGGUUGGUUUUGAGAGGCAUAAAUUAAAAAAAGAACCUAAAAACUAUUCCUUUGUAAGAUUUAGAAUAGUUGAUAGAUAGACGUAAUACUCUACAAUCCCAUUUUUGUGUAGCCAAAAUAUUUGUGCCAGUUGAGAGUAGUUGAUCCUCUAACAACAUGCCUGUAUUUUUUUUCCCUU